Porites lobata is the source of this 11796-nucleotide messenger RNA. Lineage: Eukaryota; Metazoa; Cnidaria; Anthozoa; Scleractinia; Poritidae. The record is from the annotation of a GenBank genome assembly.
CAUCUACUGUCCUAUUAGUCAAAGGACUGAAGAACUCCAUGGCGGCGUUAUCGAUUACUCUACCGAGCGAUUUUCUCUCUCUUUGACAGGGUGAAAAACAUGAUUUGGGCAGUCCUUAAAAGGAACAGAUUCUUAAUAUUGUUUAUCGUGAUUGUGUGCCCGCUUAUGUACCAUUUCAUUGUACGGAGAGAAGGUGAGUGAAGGUUUAUUUACCUUAGUGAUUUUUAUAUAAAAUUCCAGUUGCCGUCUCGGCGUUAUAAACCACAGCCGAUAAGUUAUAAACUUACUUUGCUAAGUGAAUAAAGUGAUUUUGAAGAGGUGUGUUCUUUGGCCCGAGAUAACUUAACCAGGGUUCUGCAAAGAUAUCACCUUUUUGUUGAUAAACAUGAAAUAGUUUGGGGACAUUGCGGCGGAUUAAGACAAGUGGCUGCAGGGUGAGUCUGAAGUUUGAGCAUUGAUCGAUACCAUGUCGAUCCCAUCUCAUCUUUGAACCCUUUUGACACCCAUGACUGCCGUUUUGUUUUUAUUUAACGCUUGACAAUAUGCAGUCAUUCUUAGCAAUUACCUACCACAGAGGAGCAAAAACUUUUGAAGUCAUUUAGAUAUAGAGUACUCGUCAUAAGCAGUGGCUUUCCUAACCUUCCCACUCGCAGACACUUUCCCCCGUUUUUGUAGCCGAUUCAACGUCCAUAAGCUUUCAUUUUUACAAAAUGAUAACGUGAGAAUUCGAAAAUUUGCCUAGUCACACUUUGAAUUUAUUAUCUUACACUAUAAUGUGAGCCUUGUUCCGCUACAUUACUCUGAAUCGGCCGAGGGAAUGUUUUGAUGUCGUUUUGCUGAAGACAUGUGUUUCAACGUCAAUAUUCAAGAGAUUGUGGAGCGGUCUGAAAAACAUUGUUACUUCGUUUUGUUUCUCAUUAUUUAAAAGCAGAACUUAGUUAGCCUUUUUCAACAUCUGUGCCCCUAAAUAAUAGCUACUGGCAGUAUUAUAAUAACAGCUGAAGAAAGAGCUGUUUGUCGGAAGUAACUUGUUUUUUUUUUGUUGCUUAUUUUAGAUACAAUUAUAUAUUUUAAGCCUUGGAAAAAAGGAAAAGUUUUUAUUUACCAAGUCCUACCCCACCUACCAAUUAAUUGAUCGAAAGUACUUUGUGCAAUAGACUUUUACAGAAAGAUGAAGUUUUUGCUUGGUGCUUUAAUAUCUUGGCAACAAUUAAUACAUGAAUAUUUGAUUAGUCCAUACUCUGUAGAUAAAAAUUUAAGAAGCAGAUUCCAAAAAAUAGUGCAAGUAUGAAUUAAUUGCUGCAUGUAUUUUUUUUAUGUUUAAAAGGGAUUUUCUCAUGAUCUUUGUUGCUUUUUGCACCAGUGUUAACUGGUCAUAUGAAUCCCAGCUGAGUAUUUGGGUGAAAGACUAUACUAUUUUAAAAUGCAGUCACUCAAAGAAUAUUGCUUCUCAGAUACCUCCUUUCACCAUAUUAAAUUGUCUAAUAGGAAAGAUUUAUGUUGGAUUUUUUCUCUCAAAAAUAAAAAAUACUGUUUAUUUUGUGGUGCAAUAUUUCACUGAGAAGUUUUGAAUUGAUGAUUAUUCAUAUACAAAGUCCAUCCAUAACUGCCCUUCAAACAGAUACAAUAUAUGUGUGGUUGUAUGGUUUAUAUUAAUAAUGGUUACAUUUUUUGCCAACAGAGACCAAUGUAUAGCAUACUUCAAUAAUUAUUACAACUCAUGAAACUUUGAGACCUAUAUUUUCAGAAUUUUUAUUCAAGAUUUUGAGACAGACCGGUAAGCCUGAGAUUCUAGGACUCUUAUUCUUAAUUCUGAGAAUUUGAGACUUGGUCAAAAUUGAGCAAGAUUCACCAUUUUUCGAUAGACUAUUCUAUACCUCUAUAUAUGUAUCAACUUGAGUGUUGUUGAAUAAGAAGUCAGAGACUGGAAAUUUUCAUUUGGCUCAUGUGCUUAGAUUUUAAUUUAAUUUCUGCAAUACUUUAAUCUUUAAGUACUUCAAGAUGUAACCUGCCAAAGAAUUUUCUUUCCUCCUUAAAAAAAUUAUUAAUUGUGAAUUAUACACUUUACUUUUUUAGCUUGUGUUGAAUGAUAUUUUAUUGUGAAAUGGUAUUGAGAGUGACAAUUAAUAGUAAAUGAAUACUUCUGAGCUUGCGAUCUGUUAAUUUACUGGUGAAACAAAGGCUAGUUCCUUUCUAGUCUAUUAAAUUUUCUUCCAGCUUCUUAAAACACUGCCGACUGCAUGUCUUUCUCCAUCAAUAUUUCAAAAGAUUUGUUUAGGCUAGCAGCAUGCAACUGAUCUUAGGAAGCUUCAUCAGGCUUUUAAUAAUGCAUAGCACUGGAGAGAUUUCUGGCGGGUAUUAAAGAGUCUUGAGUUUUCACCUUCUUUGCCUUACCCUGCAAGGAGAGAUUUCUUUCUGGAAUGAGUUUUAGUAUCUACAAAGUCAUUUGUAUCACUGGUUUGUUAACUGCCAUGCCAUAAAGAAAUCUUUGCUCACAGGGUAACGUAAUUGCCCGGUAAAAAAUGUUCAGGCCAAAUUUUAUUUUGAGAUUUUGCAAUCUAAAUCUGAUCCAGAGAAUCAUCAAACUCUUUUCAUUUAAUCAAUUUAUUCUUACAUAAAUGUAUUUUUCAUGUUACCAACUUUCCUUCAAAUGGCAUAGCUCCAAUGUUUGAUAUACAAACUUCAUAAACCUCACACAGCCUACAAUCCCUUGAUUCACCCUGACGAAGGAUAAGGGCUCAAAAUGCUUAUUGACUGGUCAAAAAUGGCGUGAUAAAUUUGGUGUCUGCCACAUGGAAGCAUCCUGAUAGUAGAGCCUUUCUUUCACUUGCUCAAUUUUGGCUUACCUGAGAGAGACUGCAAGAAUGGAGUCAGAUCUUUGUUGAGUAUAUGUGGCAUGUAGCUAGGAUAUAGUUUCAAAUCCAGGUCUAAUAGCUGUACGCGUGCUACAUGUACAACAGGAUUGGUUAUGACGGGUUGAGCAAAUCAUGUGAGCAAAAAGCCUGUGCUUUUGAACAGACCUGUUAUUAACUUGUUGUUGGAAGGUUGCAGUUUUCUCAACAUUAAAAAAUAAAUUGCUAAUUUUAUUGUUAUUUGAACUUUCAUUUUAGAUUUGCCAAAAAGUUUGCCACCCAGCCAAGUAGAUGUAGAUCUGAUUACCAAAAUAGAGUCCCUCAGGGAUAGAUUACGAGAUGCUGAAUUCCAGAGCUCUGCCAGAUCACAGGAGCUUAUUUUAUUAAAGACAAAGUUGUCGGUGAUGGUAGCUGAAAAAACAAAAAGAACUAACACAUCCAACAGAACUGAGAAUUCAAAUACGAUAUUUUUUAAUGAGCACCAGGUGCUACAAUUACCAAGUAUUUAUGCUUUUAUGCCACAUCUUAUGGAUUCCCCAAAUAGCUUAAAGCCUGCGAUACAUGUCACAAAAGAUCGUCAAGGAGGUAUGAUUGUAAUGCAAUAAUGCAGACAAUGUACAUGUAAGGAAGGUACAGCAAUCGAGGCCUUUAGAUUCUAAGACAAGAAUGACUAUGAGAACGAGAUUUUCUCAGUACUGAGUAUCGCUCAUGCAUAAACCAGCAUCAUUUUGGAGGGAAAACAUGAUAGCCGACAUCAUUCUACCACUAGUUUUAGCAAGAGUGUCGUAGUGGCAGAAUUGAGUUAUCAAAUGUUAGAAGUUUUAUCAUUUUGCGUUUGAGAGAGGGAUUAACCUUCUUUUUGUAAAGAUUGACGAUGCUAACUUUUCUGUGAAUCAAAAGCACAAUAAAGCUUUCCAGGGUAUCUAUUUUUUGAGAAUAAGCCUAAAAACUUGAAGUCAAAUCUCGUACUUGUUGUCCUUCUCGUCCUCAAAUCAAAAGGUCUAAUUGCAUUUGUCAGAACACAUCCUAAUCUUGGUGUUCCUGUGGUACAAAGCCCCUGUUUCAAGUUAUUGGGGGGGAGACUGGCAAUUAGCCGCCCCCACUAAUUUUAUCAGGGGCAUCUCAGCCAGGAAACUGGACUCCUUUCUACUUGAUCUCAUUUCUGUAAGUGACGAACGCGGAUCUGUAAUCAAUGAUUACCUCUAGUGUUAUUAACUAUAGUAGUUGUGAUAGCAAUAAUGACAAUACUGGUCAAAUCAAGUAUCUCAUAGCAAAUGGUGUGGCUGAGAGCUUAGAUCUUCCUUAUAAUGUACUCAAUUUUUUGGUGAUGGUGCCGAUUUGCAACAAAAUCUAUGCCAUUGCCUAACAAAGAUCAACAGUCGGUACAAAAAUGGUCAAAACAUGCAAUAGCAAAGUGACCACCGUGAGUCAAACAAUAAACAGCUUAUAAUAAUGCGUGUGAUGCAUGAUCUAUAAUAUCUUCCAUCGCUCUAUUAACCUCGGCAUUUUUUACCAAGUUAGAUCAUGGCAUGUAAAGUAUUUAACACAGCAUUUUGUCGUUGCUCCCUGCAAACUUCUAUUUUGCAGUUUCUUUAGUGUUCGGAAUUCCCACGAUAAAGCGUGAGAAGACAUCAUACCUUUUGAAUACUCUUGCAUCCCUCCUGGAUGGAAUGACACAGGAAGACAAAGAUGACAGUGUUAUAGUUAUCUUUGUGGGUGAGGUAAAUACCUUUAUUUUGUUAUUAAACCAGCCCUUGACCGACAAGAGCAUGAUGUGUAGCCAGCUCCAUCAAAUCUCACCGUGGAUACCAAAAGGUGACUAUAGAGGCUACCUCUGUUGUGUGAUGGAAUUCUCCCGUAAUUGGUUAUGUUAUAACUCUGUAUGUGCACAUCCCUUGAGCAGAUAAAGGUAAGAGGGGGCUCACCUCCAUAGCCAAGGACCAUGAAGUUGCCUAUUUUAGUGUCAGUCAAUACCAGUACACACAUUUGGACAAGCCUAAGCAUAAGAGCCAUCAUAGACAUUGAAGAAGCCAUUUUUACUUAAAAUAUUACCCCUAGCUUCUUCAGACACUAGUGAAAGUUAAAUAAUUAUUUACUAUUUUUUUGAAAAUGUGUUCCCAUGUGGCAAUGAUACAUUUGAUAUCUUGUUAUUUAUUUGGAGUUCUAAUUUUACCUGCAGACCAACAGAGAGUAUGCAUCAAGUGUUGCUAAUGAUGUGAAAGAACGGUAAUACACAGUAUUAUUAUUGAUAUGAGGAGUCUCUUGUUUUUAAGUGGUUGAAAUAUCAUAUGUAAAGUUCAAAAGGUAAUCAUGGCUUAACCUGGGGUAGCAACAACACCAAAACAGGGUGGUGGACAAAACACUAAGUCUCAGUCCAUGGACUUCCUCCACUGAAUACCCAUAUGGACCACCCUAAAAUGGAAUACAUGGUGGAAGUUUAGUGUUUAGGGUUAGGAAACUAUUAGUGAAUAAAGUGUUAGGUCAGUUUUCCCAGUAUAAUGACCCUAAAUGGAACCCGAUUCACUACGUUUCCUUUCUCUAACCACUAAACUUCAGCGGCAUAGUCCAUUUUAGGGUAGUCCAGUGUUUUGUCCACUACCCCUAAACAGUAUACGUAAUGAAGUUAUGAAAUAUAUAUGAAAAUCAUACAUGUGAACUGCAGGGUGAAGAAUUAUAUGAAAGAAGAUCGUGACAGUUAUAGAUGCAACUUUUGCAGUUGCGACAAGAAAGCCAGAAGAAAUUCAGGCUUGUCAGGAUUCAAACCCUUGACCUCUGUGAUACCGGUGCAUCGCUCUUCCAGUUGAGCUCACAAGCCAACUGGGAGCAGGUCGUUGAAUUAGUUCAUAUUACACCCGUAAAACAAUGUAUGAUUUUCAUAUAUUCAUAACUUCAUCAUCAUCCUUUCACGGGUUUAAUACAAACCAAUUCAAUAAGGUAUUUUGGUGACUUGAAAGGAAUUUAAAAGCUGUCAUUGUGAGCACUAACCCUCUGUAGCUUAAAAUGAAUUCUAGGUCAAAAUCAUUUUCCUUUAAACUGCAAUGAGAACCUGCCAUACAUCCUAGUGGUUGUGGUAUUGACAGGUUUUCACUUGAGUUUUAUUUGUAUGUUCCUUUACUUCAGGUUUCCUUCAGAUGUUGAAUCUGGAUUAGUGGAGAUUGUGUCUCCUUCUACUAGUUUCUAUCCAGAUUUGGAAGCUGUGCCGCUUACAUUUGGUGAUUCAAGGGAGAGAGUCAAGUAAGCAAAACUUGUGUGAUGAAAAGCUGUGAAUGCUUGAGAUAAUAUUUCUCAAAUGUUAAUGCAUUGCAAAGAUGAAGCUAAUUAGACAUAACCUCAGCUGAACACCAGAGGUGAGACAUUUCAUGGUUUUGUAGUUUGCUUGUGUGUGUCCUGAGCCUUAUCUCAAUUGAAAGUCCAGCCCUCUGUUCUGUUCUGUCAACAGUCCUGAACUAAAUUGACGCAUGUUCAACAUUCUCCUAUUUUGAUAGAUACUUGUACAUAUGAAUUCACUCUCUUUGAAAGAGGUCACAUCCCAACUAUAAAUGUGUAACUGUAUAUAAUGUUACAGUGGUAAAUUAAAUUAAGGUUAGGAUUAUUCUUUAACCUGGAUUAAUUUUCAAUUUCCUCAAUCUCCUAACCCAUGUUAUUCAUAAAUUGGGAAUCGAAGGUAAUUAAGAGUUACCCUUAGCUGGGUUAAAAAAUGUGGUGCUGCCAGAUUAAUUUGUUGACAGCUACUUGACAGACUCACUGCCAGUUUAAUAUUUGGUUGUUUGGUCGUAGAUGGAGAACAAAACAAAAUCUUGAUUUCUGUUUCCUGAUGAUGUACUGCCAGCGAAAAGCAAGAUUUUAUAUUCAGGUGAAUAUGUUCACUUUUUAGUUUGAAUUUAAUAUAAUAAAUUAUUAUGGUCACACAUAAUUAGCUUGUUUGGGCUAACUACCACUGCAAUGAUUUGUAGUUAAUGAUGUCUCAACUUUUUUGUCCUGUUUUUGUCUAGCUUGAAGAUGAUUUGGUGGCUACACCUAGUUUUGCCUCCACCAUCAAAACAUUUGCACUUCAACAAGUGACAAAUAAAUGGCUUAUGCUGGAGUUCUCUACUCUUGGUUUCAUAGGUAAGUUGCAAGCAUGUAUUAUUAUUUUUACUUAUUGUACAUGUACUGUGUGUCACCUUUUUGUACAUUAUGUACCAUUUUCUUCUCAUUAUCCCUUUAACUAAGUUUUUUUUGUCAACCAACGGGGCAAAGAGUUAGUUCAAUUAACUUUUGCUCUUUAUCUCUUAAUUUCUUCCUUUUUUUGUGAUCUUUUUCAAUUAAUAGUAUUUUUUGGAGAUAUUAACUAAAUAAACAAAAAAAAAGGAACUUUGAAUAUAACAUGUGUUAAAACAUGGUACACAAGAAGAAUGUUAUGAUCAUUACAUGUACAGUAAACACCCGCUAAUACAAACCUGUGGAUUAAGAACCUCCUGGCAGAAACUUGCCACUUAAUACCCAAAAAUACAACAACCUGUUUGGCCAAGCAGGUUCUUCUAUGCUAAACAAUUUAACAAAGGAGUUUAACUUCGAGUUGCAAAUUCAAGUAUAACAAAAACGUACUGUACUAAACUGUAUUUAAAUUUGGUAAUCAGUUAUGUUGUGGUUGUAAUAAUUCAAUUGUGAAUAAAUAAAAUGUUUAUUCAUUUUUCUGGUAAUCAGGAAUCUAUUAUCUCCUUCAUAAAAAUUAAGAACCUAAUUACGAACCUACUCAGCCUAAUUAAAUUGCCAAUAAUUACCCCAAAAUAAAACAACCUAUUUUGCCAGACUGAAAAAAAGGUAGGUUCUUAUUAGCAGGCGUUUACUGUAUUUCAAUUCAAUAGGAAAGCUUUUCCGCUCAAGUGACCUUAGUUUGGUGGUAGAAUUCAUUCUCUUGUUCUACAAAGACAAGCCUGUUGACUGGCUUAUGGAUCACAUUCUUUGGGUGAAAGUCUGCAACCCAGAGAAAGAUCAAGUAAGUGUAUAACUAUAAAAAUAAUAGGUUGAUUGUUGUCUGAUAAGAGCCUUUAAAUAUUUAUUGGUUGUGGUGAGAAUACUGCUGCUGCUGCUAAUGAUGAUGAUGAUGAUGAUGAUGAUGAUGAUGAUGAUGAUGGAAAUGGUGAUGAUAAACAUGAAGCUAAUCAUGACGAUUAAGUUAAUGAUAGUAAUCAUAAUGUUGGUGAUGAUGGUGAUGUUUAACCCUUUGUUUACCAUGCUGGGUAAUAUGUCCAGUAUGCAUGAACCCUUUUGGUAUUUUGUCAUAAUUAAGCCACUAAAGUAGAAUGAUGCAACUUUUGUUGAAAAAUGUAUGGUUGCCAUGGCAACACCAUGACUGGGACUUGAAAGUCCCGACAUGUAAUACCGAACAUAAAGAAAUAACACAAAAGUUCGAAAAUAGCUCUUUAAUUUGCUUUUAGACUUACAUAUAUGUCAAUACAUGUUCAAAAAACAAGAAACUCUUUUCAACUUAGAAAUACACAAGCAUAACGUGUAGUGAAAGCAGUGUUACAAUUUUGCUAAUUUAUACUCCAAGUUUACAAAUAAACAACAAUGUUCUCAAAACAUAAGUUGAUAUAUAAACACAUGUAAAUACUAAAAGAGAGGUGUCCCUGUUAUUGCUACGAAUGUCCGGUUUUAGCCAACAAACAAAGGAAAUGUUGCACUUGUUUCCUUUCACUCAACUUACUAGGGAUGCCCCCACUGCUGCAAAUGCUUUUCAUUACAACACAGAAAGACCUUGCAUGAAAAGCACUUCAUCAGGAUCAUCUGUUCUGGAUGUCCUGGAGCUACUGAAGACUUUCCAUGAGGAGUGUGCCAUUGCAGUAUUGCUUCUUCCUGUAUAGACAGUAUUUAUUCCAUUUAUAAUAUUAUUAGAACUGGUUUAAAAAUUCAUAGUCUUACUUUCAACAUUUCAUUUACACUAAAUGUAUUUAUUUUGUUUUAUCAAUAAUGUUAGCUGUGUUUCUUCAAAAACAAAAAAAUUUUCAGCCCAGAAUAUAGGUGCCAGUGACACACGACGGGACGUUUGAGUCCCGAACUAACAUUAUGAUCCUUCGAUACUGAAUUUAAAAGUGCAGAACCAAAAAGAUUUUUCAUCUUAUUUUCCUAGUAUUAAACAAUCCAUAAAAAAUUACUCUGCUGACUACUCAACACACAACUCAGUUAAAAUAAGUCAAAAUGGUACAAACCUGAUGCCACGUGUUCCCUCAAUGAGCAGCCAUUUUGAAAUGAUGACAAUUUUUAUGUCAUGUAUGAUGACAGCUUUUGUCCUGGCUACAGAAAUAGAGGGGCAAAGGCUCUUGAGACUUCUAGGUCCCUUUGGGUUGUUUCACCUCUUUGUGUUUUCUUAUGAAACUUGAAUCCUUUGGGACUUUUAGGUCCCGUUGGCAAGCAAAGGGUUAAAUGAAGAUAUGAUCAUUGCAGUGGUAAUUGCAAUUUAAGCAAUUGCAAAUGAACGCAAAAAAAUUCAGGACUUCAACAGGAUUAAAACCCAUGGCUUUCAGUUCGCAUCAUCAUUCUGUGAUGAUGAUGAUUGUGAAGUUGAAAGUGAUGGUAAUGAUAUUACAUGUAAUAUUUACAAUGGUGAUGUCGAUGAUGUGUAAGAGUUGAUGAUAUUGAUGCUGUCUGAUGAUAAUGGAGAUGGUGAUUGUGAUGAUGGGAAUGAUUGUGAUGAUGUUGAAUGAUAGUGUUGUUGUUAGUAAAGAUUGUUGUUCUUUUCUUUUUUAGCAACAUUGUGCAAGGGAAAAGAUGCACCUGCGAAUAAGGUUCAAACCCUCCCUGUUUCAACAUGUAGGAAAAGAAUCAUCACUCAAAGGAAAGAAACAGACUUUGAUUGUAAGUGAAAACCAGUCCCUCAAAAUAGGUUUAGCCCUUAAUACACACACACACAUGCACACACACAACUGUUUAAUCACUUCUUUUGAUAUUACUGACAAGAAUUUGCUUUCAAGUUUUUUUCCUUUGGCUAUCAUUUUUUGUAAAGAUUCUCAUGAUCUUUGCACUGAUGAACAAAUAUAGUGGAGGGGGCCCAGGCCCCCAACUUUUUAGGCCAAAAUGAAUCCCGCAGGACUGGAAAAAAAAAAUUUUGAGGCUGAGUUCCCCCAUUGUCCUAUAAGGGUCUGGAUGAGCAUGGAGACCAUAUUGUUGUUGUUCAUUGUUAUGGCUUAGAAGAUAAACCCUGAGGAGAGUAAUAGAACAUGUAGCAGUGAAGAUUGGGGAAAAUGUGCUGAACGUAGAAGUUUCAUUGAGUUGCUUUUUUGUGUUAUUCUCUGCACUUUAUAGACCUGGGUAAUGUAAUAUAGUAUUAUUCAGUUUUGAUAUCUUGUUGUUUAUUUGUAAAAGGAUAAAGACUUCAAGAAAGCACCAUUAUUCCAAGCUCACCUAAACCCUCAAGCUGAGGCAGUGACCACACUGGAACCUUAUCAAGCCUUCAGUAUUGAUCGUGCAUACAAGGGACAGACAUUCUUCUGGGCUUAUCCACCACAUGCUGAUGAUGUUAUAAGACUGAAAUUCCACAAGGAAAUUAGAAUAGAAAGGUAUGUUCUUUUUCUGCUGCUACUUCUGCUGCUUAUCAGUCUUUAUCAUCAUUAGCAAUCAUAAAUAAUGUGAGAUUCACCAUGAUUAUUUUGCCUUGGGGAGGGGGGCAUUUUCGCACUCAACUGGAGGAAGAUUGCACCAUUACAUGACAACAUUAGCCUGCCCAGCUGGUGGAUAAUCGUUUGUCCAUCUGUGUGAGAGUUGUUAUUUAUUUUUUGGGGGGGGAGGGGAGGGAGGGGGGAUUGUAGCAGUGCUUCACAACCCCUCAGUCAAUGCAAGCAGCCACAAAGGCUAUGCUGACAUCUGAUCUCAACUCUGUGAUUCCACUAGAAUUCAGGAACUAGCUGUGAGGGGGAAAAGUGGUGCUGUUUAGUGGUGGACCAUUUAACUUUUGCUGAGGGGAGGUUGGCUGAUUUACUUUGGGCAGGACUAUUUCUCCAGGCCUACAACACUUACUUUUGUCAACAUUUUUCGUAUUUCUUGGUGUAAAUUAAUAAUAUUAUAAAUUAAUUAAGACUCAAUGCAAGAAUUUUCGUUCCAAGUCAGUUUGCAGGAAAUUCUGUACUGGAGUCACCCACCCUACCCUCCCCUAUUCUAUUUCCAUUAACACUGCAACAUACAAAAAUGCACAUAGAACAUGCUCGAAGUUAACAGAAUGAAGAAAAAAAUAACCAGUGGAAAAAGAUCAGCGUGUUCAUGUUUCAUUUCUAUUAUUUGUAGCACUGGAGGGUUUAAUUUGCAGGUCUGCAGGUGUGGCGCAACAUCCUAAACACCUUUAGUUGCCCAUCACAUCAGCCCCUUCAUCCUUACCUUUCAUUUAAUUUGUCAGGUUCAAGUUCAAGUCAGGAAACCUUGAACAUCCAGGUGAUAUUAUAAGAAAUGCUUCUGUUGAAGUUCUUCCUGUGAAGGCAUUGGCUCAAGCCAAGAAGAUGUCAGGUUAGAUUCACUUAAAGUUACAUAGUUAUUUUGCUUUGUUCUCUAACCUCCCUGACUGAAUCAGGCUCGCUCUGGUAUGGUUUGAAAGAUCUCUUCACCCUGCACAAGUUAGCUGAAAAAGUUGUCCUUGACCAUUAAAACUGAUGAUGUUACAAACUGUAAAAGGGACGUGGAUCAGCAUGGUUACAGGCAGUUCGGGGGGGAAUGGGUUAACAGGCAGUCAGUAUCCUUAAAAAUUGAUUUUUUUACUUCAGAACCUGGAAGCGAUGCAUCUCCAGAAGCCAAGAAGAAUUUCAUGAAGUAUGAGUAUCCAUUAUCUAGUUACAUCAGAGUAGGAGUCUUUAGUCCCAACGGACUAGCUGAAGGCCAGGUUCCGCAGGAUAUUGGCAAAGUCUCAGAGAUGAGAAUACGAGUCUGGGGCCACAACAGUGAAAGUUGGAUUAUUUUAAGUGAGGUAAAAACAGUAUAA